AUGGUCCAGAACGUAUCGAUGCCUCUCGACGAAACUCGAGAAAAUUGCUGGAGUAGGAGCGAAAAGGGCUUCGCGGACAUUCCACACGAUGCCAUCUCCCAGCCCAGCAUAUCUAACCUCAACAAAUUUCAGCCACCCACGCCAAUCCAAGCGGCUCUCAUGAGCUGUGGACUAGAUGUCGCCGAUUUUGUCCUUAUCUACUCGAGCCCUGACGGGGCCGAGAAUCCUGUAGUACUCUCUAGUACAGGCUUGAGGAAUUAUGCGAACCGAAUCAUCAAUGAGCAGGUCUGUUCAACAUACACACGUAGUGUAUUGCACUACAGAAAUGAGAUGGUAGUGCACCCGUUAGGUACUGCGCAGUUUGACGCUGUCGCUGAGACUAGACACGAUGAUUUAUGGGAGAGCCAAAUGCUCUCACCCUCCGAGUAUCCCCUGCAGCGAUUGAGUGAUGCAAAGUCAGAAGAAUCAGACGACGGACAGUCGCCUAGAUCUCGGAAGCGAGCUCGAGUUCAAAUGCGUCGCCAGUACCUCGGAUCAGUUGAGAGCUCGGCGACAGCUCCAGCACCCAAGACACAACCGCUAACCAUUGGAAAUGACGCCGAUGUUGAAAGCUUUUAUUUCAUUCGGUUCAAGGAUAUGCAACAAUCGUCGUGCAAGGUAAUGGGAAAGGCUUUUGUUAAGUUGGUGGAGCCAAAGAAACAAACUCACCAUCCGUAUACUGGUGGGAAUGACAAGGCGCCGUCGUGGUGGCCUGCGACGAAGGGUGAUAACGCCGUGAGGCACAAGGAGCCGGACCAUCUUUUGAAACCAGAACGGAUUAACUUGUUGGUCCAUAUUCUCAAGAUGAUUAUCGAGCCUAGCGAGAGGCAAAACCCGACUGUCCGAAAGCUGGGCUUAAAUGUUCGGAAGUUGGAGGAGACGACGAUGGAGGUCAUGUCAAAUUGGUUCAAUGAUAAGGAUCAUCCCGAAAAUCUUCAGAAGAAAAAGUAUUUGCGGGAAAUUUUCCGUGUUGCAAAGAUCCAGGAGCGCCACAAGCGUGGUGAAGUCGAUGGCUCGACCACGAUCCCAGUCAUGUGUGGAUCCGAGGGUCGAACGCUUGAAGGCUCCGAUGAUGAAGGGGACGAGAUCGCCUACACGGAUGGGGAACCGGAGCCUGAGGAGGCGCUAUACACCGCUGUUGCCGGGGUUACCUCGCCGGAAAGAAUUGUUUCACCGUCUCUCCUGCAUCCUUCACACCAAGCCGAAACAGAGAUACGGCUUCCAACGCGGAGCAUCCGACCGCACACUCCCCGAGUAGCAGUUUCCGGGCCGGCAACGGCUUAUGAUGCCCAUAUCUACCGGCUAGAUUCGAACCCAUAUCCGUCUGCGCCACAGACCAUUCCCAAUCUUCAAGACGCGUGUCGGAGGACUUAUUCUCAGUGGCAAUCUCCCAUUAUUAACGCGUCGACUUCUAAUAAUAUGUACUAUGGCCCACCACCGCCGAACACGAUGGCAUACCUACCACCGUUACAACAACAACAACAACAGCAGCAACCAAUGCAUUCACCUCAGCAUAGCUUUGACGGACUUCAUAGUAUUCAGCCACUUGCGCCCAGUGGCGUGAUGAAUAGUCGGGUAUUUGAAGGUAGCCAAGCACUGGCGGGACAGCAAUGUCUCCGACCCAGCAGCCAUCCACCAUCCAUGCCAUACACAGCUCCAUCUUCGUAUACUUUUGAUCCGGUCAGCGGUACAUACGGAUCGUCGGAGCAUAUCGUCAAGCAGGAGCAACACCAGCAUCGAUAA
This is a messenger RNA of Blumeria graminis f. sp. triticale, 1782 nucleotides long. Lineage: Eukaryota; Fungi; Ascomycota; Leotiomycetes; Helotiales; Erysiphaceae. The record is from the annotation of a GenBank genome assembly.